ACCUGCCGACCAACGCUGUCCUUUAACAAGCCAGUCAUCAUCAUUGUAGAGGGGGCUGCGGAGGUAGGAGGGAACGAUCGGCGCAGAUUUGAAACCCCGGUGGAGCCCGUGGAGCACGAACAGGGAGCAGACGGCUUGUUUCUGUAUCGAUAGAUGACAGCAGAGACACACCAUCGGAAACCUCGCCGUCCUCUCGGACAUGGGACAUUUGUUGGCUCGGAUCGCUCUGCAUCGCCAUGAAGCCUGUCUCAUUUGCUUUCGAUCACCUGCAGCCUGCGCUUCGGACCGUCUGAAUUGAACUUCAGGCUUUAAAGGUACUGAUCUUCUGAGACUCACAGUCCUGCUAUUUCCACCUGGACCUGAUGGUAUGAGAGGCUGCAGGAGGCGGUGAUGGAGCUCCAGGAGUUAGGCUGGCUGUGUCUGGUGGCUCUCUUCCUUGCCUCCCUGCUGAUUGUGCUGGGAUGGCUGUUCCAGUACUCGCUGACUGUGGUGCGCCUGUGGAGAGCCAGGAAGGCUGCAAAGCAGAGCAGAAGAGAAGCAACCUGGCAGCAGAUCCACCAGAGCCGGGCUGGAGGCGUGUGGGGCUUCCUGUUGAAGCUCCGCUCAGGCCGAGACGGAGGACCCACGUCUGAGGCCGGGGUGAAAGGCCUCCUGUCCUCUCUCUUCGCCUUCAAGUCCUUCCGGGAGCACUGGCAGAGGACCUGGGUCAAGGCUCUGAACGAGCAAGCCUGCAGACACGGGAGCUCCCUCCAGAUAACAUUUGACAGCAGUCUCCAGUUAACCGCUGCCUCUACAAUAAAUAGCGUGUCCUGCACUGACCAGUCAGCAAGCCGAAUGGUCUUACACUGUAAAUGCUGGGUAGACACGGUGACAUUUCCUGUGACAGUCACCCAGCAGUCACCUGCUGCCGUUUCCAUGGACACCUAUCAGAUCACUAUUGCACCUAUGGUGGCAAAGGUGGUGGUGAGCCUGGAGGAGGUGGAGGAUGAAGGUCUGCUGAUAUCCUGGACUCUUUCCAAGCAGCCAUCAUUUAUUCUGACAGUGUCUCCAUGCAAGCUGCAGAGACCGGGCGCUGCAGAUGAGGCAGACCUUGACGUGAUUAAGGGACUGAUAGAGGAUACUCUUUUCAGCACUCAGCCAGCCAUGGUCCUCAACCUCAAGUCAUGUGGCUCCAGUCCUUUGGCCCCCAUGGACCAUCUCACAGUGGGAUUGAACUCUGCAUCCCAGAGCGUCUUGGUGAGACGAGUGCUCCUCCGGCAGCUCAGGGCAACCUUAAGUAAAGGGCAGUGGUCUAGAUCAGGGGAGCUGUGCUGUGUCCUGACCCUGGACCAACCCUCUAUGGAGAGGACAACCCGCUUCCUGUCUGUGCCGGGCAACCCCAGUGCUGCCCUCGAAUGGAGUGAAGACAUUACUCUGGAGCUGGGCCCAGACACCAAAGAGCUCAGAGUAAGACUUCUGGAGAGGAACGGCAAAAGGGAACAAUUCCUGCCUGGUCAUGCCUCCAUUGCCUUGGAUCUCCAGUGCAAAGUUCCCACUGGACAGCAUAUAUGGUCCAUAAGCCCUGGCCACGGCUUGGCACCAAACGCUACCAUCACAGCUGAGCUGCUGUAUCUGGAAACAGAGGAGCCUCGCAGUGCACACAAUGCUUUUCCACUUCGUUCCUUGCUCACCCCUACAAAGAAAGUGGAUGUGGACCGAACCAUCAUGCCAGAUGGAACCAUUGUCACCACAGUCACAACCAUCCAAUCUCGACUUAAACUGGACCGCAGUCCAGGCGAUUCUCCUUUGAGUUCCCCGUCCAAAGUGGAGUUGACUGAGAAGAAACCCACCGUCCUGUCGGAUGGCCGAGGCAGCAGCAGCCCCACCCUGAGCAAGAGCAGCCACCUCUCUAAUGGCCUGGAUCCUGUUGCAGAGACGGCCAUUCGGCAGCUGACAGAGUCUGCAUCCAAAGUAGCACGGAAGACACCAACAAAAAGAAGCACACUAAUCAUCUCGGGUGUAUCAAAGGUUCCGCUCUCAGAGGAGAACUGUGCAUUAUCAAGCGGCUAUGCUGCAGCCAUGGACGCAGCCAUGCACGGAAACCAUUACGGGGCAGAACAUCACCAGGAACCAGAUGAAACCACACCCUCUGAUGUGUCGGAGCGUCCAUCAGUGGAUGACGUGGAAUCAGAUACUGGUUCCACUGGUGCUUUGGAAACCCGCAGCCUCAAGGACCAUAAAGUGGGCUUCCUGCAGAGUGGGACCAAGCUGUUGUUCCGCAGAAGACAUCGAGAAAAGGAGUCCUGCCUCAGCCAGUCCCAUGAAGACAUCUCCAACAUGGGCAAUAACUUUGCCACUGCUGCCAGCAGCAAGCGCAAAAAGGCCGGCAGCUUCUCCCGUCGUCUCAUCAAGCGCUUCUCUUUCCGCUCAUCAGGCAAAUCAAAAGGCAAGCCUGCUACUAACGGUGGAGCCAGCUCACUGGAUAACUGAUUAUCGUUCCUAGGGUUAUCUGACUUAUUUUAAGGCCUCCAUUAUCACUGGCAGAAGAACAACUAAACUCGAGUCAGGCCGAACAACCCCUGGUGGGUGGUCACCUGUACAUCCUAAAAGGAGGCCUCUUCUCUUGAGAGGAAUUAUCGCACCUUCAGGACAGAAGUCAUGUUUAAUAACUGAAAUCUAAAAUGUGAUGAAGAAAUCUAUUUGAAAAUCUGCUGCUGGGGAAGAAAAAGGGGAAUUGCUACAAGUGUUGAACACAAAACUGUCUUGGUGGAAAUGCUCUUUGACUAUUUAUUGCUCUAAAAUGCCAGUAUGAAACUAGAGGUUGCACUUUGGACUUCACUGUUUUUUGUUCUGUUUUGUUUUUCAAAGGCAGCACAUGUAAACUUUAUUGGUUUUAAAAAGGAUAUUUGUUAUUAUGUGGAACUCAUGAUAAGUGCUAUUUAUUUUACCAUCCAAAGCUAGUCAUUAUAGUUGCUCUGUAAAAUAGAGACUUUGCAGUGUAUUUGCCAUGCAUAUGUAAUUUUUAAUGCAUAAUUUAAGUAAGUUAUCAAAAGAGACGUCUUAAUCUAACUGUAAUUCAUCAUACAUUGCUAAUACAUUGGUUUUAGAAUGUUGUUUAAUGUUUUAUCAUAUACAAAAAAGCAAAAGAAAAGUAUUUAUUGUACUUUUAUUUCAUAAAGGUACUUCCUGUAAUAUACCAUAACUGAAAAUUGAAUCAGCCAGGGUUAGGGUUUUGAUGCCAGGCAAAGAAUUUAAACCUAAAUUCUAAUAAUACUGAUGACUGAACAUGAUCAGGUACUUCUCACCUUGUGGCUUAAGUUGACCCCAGUUGAAGCCACAAGGGACUUUCAUUGUUCUAAUACUGUCAAAAGAGAUUAAACAUUUGUUUUGCAGGAAAAGCUGAUCAGCUCAUAAUCAUAAAUAGCAAAACCUACAAUGUGUUAACAUGUAAGAGCAUUAUUAUAACGUAAUAUUUUUAAAUACAUUUAAGUUUCUGGAGUGACAGUACUGCCAUAUUUCUGCAGUUCAGACUGGAAAAAGUCAAACUUGUCUGGUAGAAGUGUUGAGAGAAGGUGAGGGCGAAGUUAUGGAUAGAGAGGACGUACCAUACUCAGGGCUUGAAAUUAAUUAGCUAUUAGCAACUAGAGAUAUGAGAAUAACCACAUCAUUCAAAGGCAAAUAGACACAGUAUGUAAAAAUGUACAUACCUUUUGACCAUUUGCGUUUUGUCUCAGACUAUGAAAAAAUGUUUGUAACCAACUGCAUUAACUAUGGGGCUUCACAGUAAUCAAAAUCAAUGGUUAUAUUUCCUUCCUUACUUUUUUUUAGUGUGUUUAUUUAUUGUUUUUUGAUCAAUUAAAACACUAAAAGGGAUCACCACGGCAGAGCCACUGCUGUCAAAAUCUCAUGAACAAUGUGCUUUACAAAACUACAACAAAUUUAAAAUGCUGAAGAAACGAACAGAAGUCACUUCUGUUUAAAUAAGAUGUAUGUGGCCAUAAUGUAAAGCAGAAAAAAGUGGUUGCAAUAGUUUGAUGUAUGAUUUCUGUUGUUAUAUUUGAAAUAUUUAAUUUAUUGCAAAUAAAUUAUUUUUGAAGCAUCA
Molecule: messenger RNA, 4081 nt
Organism: Mugil cephalus (flathead mullet)
Lineage: Eukaryota; Metazoa; Chordata; Actinopteri; Mugiliformes; Mugilidae
Gene: c2cd2l
Product: c2cd2 like
Exons: 15
Coding region: 391-2469 (692 amino acids)
Biological process (GO): positive regulation of insulin secretion involved in cellular response to glucose stimulus
Cellular component (GO): cytoplasmic side of apical plasma membrane
Molecular function (GO): phosphatidylinositol transfer activity; phosphatidylinositol binding
Source: RefSeq, a predicted model, not a curated record